This is a messenger RNA of Pleuronectes platessa (European plaice), 4254 nucleotides long. It is a transcript of the gene traf2b, whose product is annotated as Tnf receptor-associated factor 2b. The transcript is spliced from 11 exons. NCBI's taxonomy places the organism in Eukaryota, Metazoa, Chordata, Actinopteri, Pleuronectiformes, Pleuronectidae. Gene Ontology annotation, biological process: regulation of apoptotic process; protein K63-linked ubiquitination; positive regulation of canonical NF-kappaB signal transduction. Gene Ontology annotation, cellular component: cytoplasmic side of plasma membrane; plasma membrane signaling receptor complex. The record is from RefSeq and is a predicted model, not a curated record. Bases 178 to 1740 code for a protein of 520 amino acids. Gene Ontology annotation, molecular function: tumor necrosis factor receptor binding; ubiquitin-protein transferase activity; ubiquitin protein ligase binding.
CCCCGAGACCUACUGUGCGUCUCACAGCGAGUGUUCAAGCUUUUAUACUGCGUGACGUGGAACAAGAGGGAGGAACUGGUUGUGUGCGUGUGUCAAAUACUGUCCCGACAGUCGUGUGGCUAUAAGACGAAAUAUCUUCUCUCAGCAGCUCGAAGAGCCCCAGGUGGAGGGACAAGGAUGGCCCGAAUAUCGCUGGACUGUGCAAACUCUUUACCGGGAAUCCCACUCAGUGUUCUCUCAGUGCCCAUGGAGAAUAAAUACAAAUGUCAGCAGUGUCUCCAGGUCCUGAGGAAGCCCGUUCAGGCUCAGUGCGGCCAUCGCUUCUGUGUACACUGCUUCAAGCAGCUCACCAGUUCUGGGCCAAAGCCUUGUGAGGCCUGCCGCCAGGAGGAAAUAUAUGAGGAGCCUAUGUCCAUCCUGCAUAGUAAUGAGGCCUUUCCAGACAAUGCAGCAGGUCGAGAAAUUGCCAGUCUUCCAGCCAGGUGUUUGAACCAAGGCUGCAAUUGGACGGGCUCUAUAAAAGAGUAUGAGGCUCAGCAUGAAGGCCAAUGCGAAUUUGAUCGAGUUCAGUGCGAGGCCUGCAACACCUCGAUCCUGCUCUCGGACAAGUCCCGCCAUAAUGAGAGAGAAUGUGAGGCCAGAACUCUCAACUGUAAAUACUGCAAGAUGACUUUCAACUUUAAAGAAAUCAAGGCCCAUGAUGAAAUCUGCCUGAAGUUCCCAUUACAAUGUAAAGACUGUGGCAAGAAAAAGAUCCCAAGAGAAAAGUUCAUUGACCACAGCCGAAUCUGUGCCAAGUCCAAGAGUGCCUGUCCAUUCAGUGAAGUGGGCUGCAAAUUCGUGCUGGACAACGGGAAGCUCAGUGACCAUGAGCACAGCAGCACCAUGGAGCACUUGCGUCUGCUGCUGCCCAUGGUGAUGUCAGUGGGUCGGGUACGUGCCGAGGCUUCAGGUCCCGGCGAGUGGCAGGAGGACUCUGGUCUGGGCCUGUACAGGGCUCCUGAGGAGGGAGUCAGUAUGGACACUGGCGCUGCAGCCUCCCCACAGUCGGUGGACGUGGAAAAGAAGGUGAUUGCUUUAGAAAACAUAGUGUGUGUCUUGAACCGUGAAGUGGAGCGCAGCACUGUGACAUUGGAAGCUUUCUCGCAUCAACAUCGCUUAGACCAGGAAAAGAUUGAGGAUCUGUCAAACAAAGUACGACAGCUGGAGAGGACGCUGAAUAUGAGAGACUUGCAGCUGUCGGAGACCGAACACCUGCUGCGAGAACUCCAGUUCUGCACCUACGAUGGGAUAUUUGUCUGGAAAGUCUCCGACUUCGCGCGCCGCAGACAGGACGCUGUUGGUGGGCGGACUCCUGCAAUGUUCUCACCUGCGUUCUACUCCAGCAAGUACGGCUACAAAAUGUGUCUGAGGCUGUAUCUGAACGGCGAUGGAACGGGACGGGGAACGCACCUUUCGCUGUUCUUUGUGGUCAUGAGGGGCCGGUAUGACGCUCUGAUGAAAUGGCCGUUCAGUCAGAAGGUGACUCUAAUGCUCUUGGAUCAGAAUAACAGGGAGCACAUUAUCGACGCUUUCCGCCCUGAUGUCACCUCCACAUCCUUCCAGCGGCCGAUCAGUGAGAUGAACAUCGCCAGUGGCUGCCCGUUGUUCUGCCCACUGGCUAAAUUGGCCGGCAAGAGCCCCUAUUUGAGAGAUGACACAAUUUUCAUCAAAGCCAUAGUCGACCUCACAGGCUUAUAGAUUUCCGGCUGUGGAAGCUGCACUUAAGUGUCAUGAAGACGUCUAAAAUGAAUUAUAAUGCUAAUAAUAAUAUCACAUACUAAUAUGCAUCAUACUAUAUUAAGUAUGUGACCAUAACAUUACAUGAUCUAUAGAUAUAUAGAAUCCUAUAAUUGAUGCUUUUGAAAGAAAGUCAUGUUAUGAUGGAGACAGUAUAACCCCCACAUUAUGGAGGUUGAUCUGUUGUGUUAUUAGAAUAUAUAUAUCAAUGCAUUCUGUUAGUGUGUAAAGCUUUCAGCAGGCUUUAUGAAGAACAACACUAAAGCUCUUGGGUCUCAUUUAUAAAACAGUUCAUACUAAAAGUGUACAUUCGCACAAAAGCAGGAAAUGGCUUUUCGCAAAAGAAAAUUCAAAUUCAUAAAACCGUGCACACGCACACCUCAACGCAACGUGCACUUUGUUGAGUGAUUGUUAGUGAGCUGGAGGUGAAGAGCGGUUUUAUGGGGUAAGAGUGAUGUGAUUAUAAAGCAGAUACAAUUUUAUUAUAGAUUUACAAACGUCACAAAAGUGAAAUAAUCAAUUUUGGAAAGUUUAUCAUGCACAAUUACGUCAGGAAAGUACUGAAUACACAAACAACAAAAAGCAAACUGCCACUGUUUCCACUGCUCUUCAACAGGGGGGGGGGACACCUCUACAUGUUUGAUAAUUCUCAAGACCGGUAAACAAUGUUCAAUUGCUAUGGCAUCUGGGUUAAAAAUUAUUCGUUAACUACAAGUAAUUGAGCAGGUCUUACCUUUUGGAAAACGGCAGUCCCUGAAAAGUGUGGCAGAUCCUGCUUGAUGUCCAUGUGCCUCAGAAUUCCUUUGGGGCGGAAGUGUAACAUGAUUAAAACCUAAGACCUCCCAAUUAGUACAAUUUAUCAAUUUUCUGGAACUUUAGACUUUCCUAAAAAAAAUGCAAUUAAAUUCUACUAAGUGUUUCAAAACAAUAUUAUUAUGUAAAGGUUACUAUUAUUUCAAUAUUUAUCCUUGUUCUUUUUACAGUGUAAAAGAUUUAUCAGAAUUAGGAUUAUAUGCUUGUGUUUGUACUGGGAGGAUUCGAUCUGUGUGGUACUCAGCACAAAGAUCGCAGAUCUAUAGAAUCUAUAUCAGCUGAUCAUCAGCAUCACGUACCCAAUGGUGAGAAAUGAGACCCCUGGGCUUUAGUUACAUUAACAGCUGCUGAGUUCAAUAGUUCUGUAAUUAUAAAAACUUACAGGCUCUAAAUAAAUCUAGUAAAAAAUAUUAUUUUAUACAUAUUUAUAUAUAUAUAUAUAUAUAUGCUGUCAGGAAUUCCUCACUGCAUUUAGAUACAAGGUUUUUUGAAUACAGUUAAAUUCUGCAACUUUGAGUGUUUUUGUGUCAGGUAAAUGGAAUAAGCCUCUAUUUAUCACGUGUGGGUAACGUAUCAAUUAUCACUUAUCUCUAGUCUCUUAGUGUUACACUGAAUAUAACCUUUACUUUUAUUACACAUGUUUUGUCUUAUGAGUAGAUGCUGGUUGACUAAACGUUACAAAGUAACUCUAAAGCAAACAGUUAUCCCUUAAAUAUAUUCUAAGUGAAUUAAAGAAAUAAACUAGAAUGGCACUCGGAGCGCAAACCUCCACCAAGGAUCCUAUCUCACUAUUUUACAGAAAGAGGAAGAAUUCAUUGAGAUUUUGUCCCAAAAAUAUGUACCAUCUUGCAAUUUCCAGUAUUUGCGUAAUCCUGCUAACAAACAAAUAACAAGUUCAAACCUGGAGUCUAAUCUUUUGUAAAUAGCAGUUUUCCAAUAUAAAAAAGACUAUUAUACUUUAUACUUUAACUCAGUUAUUUUAAACUCAGCUGUACUAGUAACCAUACGUCUUGAUCACUCAUAGUGAUGAUAUAUUUAUAUAAUAUUCACAAGUAUAUUCUAAACUAUAUACGAGUUCUCUUUGUUCUAUUUCUGUUUUCAUGUAUUUCUGGUUAAACAUUCAUAGAAUGUAAAUUUAUCACCUGACGUGUGUAAAGUGUAAAGAAAAAGAUUUCUAGCAACAAAUUGUGGGAUUGUAUUAACAUGAUGUAGAUUAAAAUGAGUUCUAUGUCUUUAGAAAAUGUAUUUUUACUAUUUCAUCACACAUUAUAGAUCCAAGAAAAUAAUCAGCCGACUGAUAAAACUCAAGUCCUCGACGCAGCCCUACUCGACUCAAACACAUUGUGUAGACACUUGGUUCAUUGUAUACCAAUAGUCUGUGGAAUAAACUGCCCUUAUUUUAUGGGUAAAGGUUAAAAACUGAAUUCCCCUUGUGGGCCAUCGUAGGCGACCCCGACACAUGUGGUUCUAUGAGCAGAGACACUUUCAGGUCUGUCUCACAGAAUGAGAGACCGCAACGCAAGUUAUUUAUAACUCUAACAUGCUACAUAUGUAAGUGUGUUUCUGGUUUGUAUGUUUUCUCCCCCUUCAAAUUACAAUCCAAUAGCCUCUCAUCAUACUUAACAAUAAAAGCCCGGGCACUAUGACCUUGGGGAGUCUGCA